This is a messenger RNA of Phalaenopsis equestris, 683 nucleotides long. Its product is annotated as 40S ribosomal protein S15a. Gene Ontology annotation, molecular function: structural constituent of ribosome. Bases 109 to 501 code for a protein of 130 amino acids. Gene Ontology annotation, cellular component: ribosome; cytosolic small ribosomal subunit. The transcript is spliced from 4 exons. The record is from RefSeq and is a predicted model, not a curated record. Gene Ontology annotation, biological process: translation. Lineage: Eukaryota; Viridiplantae; Streptophyta; Magnoliopsida; Asparagales; Orchidaceae.
CUUAUAAGCCCUAGCGCCUUGAUACCUUUCUGCCUCCAGUUUGCGUCCAGAAAGCUCAGGGUGGAUACGUAGCUUAACUGCGGGAGCGAGGCACCUCUCCGGGCAAGGAUGGUGAGAGUCAGCGUCCUGAAUGAUGCUCUCAAGAGCAUGUACAAUGCUGAGAAGCGUGGGAAAAGACAAGUCAAAAUCAGACCAUCUUCAAAAGUUAUCAUCAAGUUCCUCCUCGUAAUGCAGAAGCAUGGCUAUAUCGGCGAGUUCGAAUAUGUUGAUGAUCAUAGAUCAGGCAAGAUUGUGGUGGAAUUGAAUGGGCGUUUGAACAAGUGUGGUGUCAUUAGCCCAAGGUUUGAUGUUGGUGUUAAGGAUAUUGAGCCAUGGACUGCAAGAUUGCUCCCUUCGCGUCAGUUUGGGUAUAUUGUGCUGACAACUUCAGCAGGCAUCAUGGAUCAUGAGGAAGCUAGGAGGAAGAAUGUAGGCGGCAAGGUUCUUGGAUUCUUUUACUAGUUAAAAAAAAGUUUUUGAAUGAAUUUUGAAGAUUGUCUUUAAGUGCAUUUGCUUGAUGUUUGCCUGGAUUUCUUUUGAAGUUUGAAUGGUGUCAGGCUGCUUGUUAUCUUUGGAUCUUGAGGCAUAUAUUUCCCAUUUGUGUUUGCGUAAAAUUUUAUUUUAUAUUUGGUUGAUUUGUAAUA